Torulaspora globosa is the source of this 1713-nucleotide messenger RNA. RefSeq names its product Zn(2+) transporter ZRG17 (gene ZRG17). Lineage: Eukaryota; Fungi; Ascomycota; Saccharomycetes; Saccharomycetales; Saccharomycetaceae. The record is from RefSeq and is a predicted model, not a curated record. Bases 1 to 1713 code for a protein of 570 amino acids. The transcript has a single exon.
AUGUCGUCAGUGAUGGGCAACGGACUGCCGCCGCCGCCGCCGCUGUCUCAGCAACAACGAACGCCGCAAUCGCCCAUCCAGGGCACUCCCGUGAUGAACUCGAUCUUGGAAGAAGAUUCGCCUAGCUCCACUGACCAGGAGUUCUUAACACCCGUUGUACGUGGCAAUAACGAAGCAUCUUUGUUAUCAUCAGCUCGUCCGUUUUUCGCUUCUCCGUCAGUAAGUCGGCCAACUUCGGCGCUGUAUUCAAGCAAGGACGGAAACAAUUCGAGUUCCAGUCUAAUCUAUAAUACGUCGUUCUCCUUCGGUGAAAAUAGUAAUGCGUCCACAGGUGGGGAAUCCAAAAGACAAUCGUUGAAGUACGUUCCAAGCCCGCAGCUGGCUCCUCCGACCACGAGAUCCAAGUCGCCGGUGAGAUCGGCGUCGCCCGACGCCAGAGAAAGUCGCCGGAAGAAACUGGAGGCUCCUUUCAAUUUCAGCCACACACCGGCAGCGAAUGGUUCGCGUACUUCUUUUCGUAAGGGCCAUCGUUAUAAGCAUUCGUCGGUCUCUAUGAACUUUUUCCAGGAACCCGAGGUCAAGAUCCCUCUCAACAUCGCUAAGUCGCUGCCCAUCCCGGAUUGGAAUGAUUUGGUGAAAAAUUUGGUAUGGCCAAGAGCGCACUUUCAGUUAGGUAUAACUUGCCUGCAGCUUAUUUCUUGUCUAUUUGUCUUCCAACUGGGUCACAGGAAAUCUUGGAGCAACUUCAUCACAUUGUCCCAUUUCAUUACUUACGAUAUUGUUGGUUCCCUCAUCAUUAUUCUCGUUGAAAAUCUUUCGCAGUUCGAAGUUUGGACUACGGGUACCAUCACAUUCCCUUUCGGACUGAAUAGAAUCGACGUCGUGUCAAGUUUCGCGUCUGCAGUGUCGCUUUGUUUUGUCGGACUUGAUCUGGUGUUUCACAUGAUUGAAGAGUGUAUCGUUUUAUUCGUGGAGUCCAGUCAGCGGAAUAACGAGAAUCAUCAAGAAAUUAACUCUCAAAUUCCUCAUUCUCAUCACUCGGAGCAUGGUCUUGAGUUGGCCGGCGAUGACUCUAAAAUUUGGUACUCGAUCUUGUUCAUUAACUUUGCGCUGUCAUCUUUGUCUCUGUUCAAAGUUUUCUAUGCUAACAAGAAUUCCAAGCUGAAGACCAAAAAUCCGUUGAUAACCAUUGCAUACACAUUGUACUUGGCGAUUCAUCCGUACCUUUUUGAGUAUCUACACUUCGUUUCUGAUUAUGUCGCUGCAACAAUGAUUGCCAUUUUCAUUUUAAUCCAUGGCUUUACUAUUGCAGAAUGGACGUCGACUAUCUUACUCCUUGGUUUCUCUACCACAGCGAUACCGGCUUCAUCACUACUGCACAAUCCGACCGCUACAGCUGAUAGUGGUGGUGGUUCCGAGAAAGGCAAGACUUCUGCUAGUUCUUUGAAAAGAAGGAACCAACAACCCUCCCUUCUGAAGUCACAGCUCAAAGAGAUGAUUGAAAAGCUGCCUGAGUUUAGAGCAAAGUGCGACCUGAGGGAUAAAGACCUCAUCAUUGCAAAGGUCAGCUUCAACCUGUAUAUCGUCCUUCUCAGAAUGAACUUGAAAGGUGGAUCUAAUGAGGAUGAGUUAAACUUACGUUUGGCUAUUGAUAAAUGCAUAAAGGACAUGCUACCAUGUUCAGAAACAACCAUCGAAAUAGAUAGAGUAUGA